Messenger RNA from Quercus lobata, 2238 nucleotides. RefSeq names its product putative disease resistance protein RGA1. The coding region runs from base 1 to 2238 and encodes 745 amino acids. The record is from RefSeq and is a predicted model, not a curated record. Lineage: Eukaryota; Viridiplantae; Streptophyta; Magnoliopsida; Fagales; Fagaceae. Gene Ontology annotation, molecular function: protein binding; ADP binding. The transcript has 2 exons.
AUGGCUAGCAAACUAAAGGCUAUGAGGGAGAGGUUUAAUGAUAUAUCAAAUGAUAGGGACCAAUUUCAGUUGAAGUUGGUAGGUUGUCCUUUAGAGACACGAGUUGUGACUAGGGGGAGGGAUCAAAGUCACUCUUUUGUACCUGAUGAAGAAGUUAUCGGGGGAGAAAAGGAUAAGCAAGCCAUCAUAGAUCUGUUGUUGGACUUUGAUGUGGAAGAUAAUGUUUCAUUCAUAUCAAUAGUGGGAAUUGGUGGGCUAGGAAAAACCGCACUGGCCCAAUAUGUAUUCAAUGAUGAGAAGGUCCAAGCUAAUUUUGAGUUGAAGAUAUGGGUGUGUGUGUCUGAUGUCUUUGACAUUAAAACAAUUGUUGAAAUGAUAAUUGGAUCUACAACUGGUAGAAAACCCAAAAACCUAAACAUGGAUCCAUUGCAAAAUGAACUUCGUAGAACUCUCAGCCAAAAGAAGUACUUACUUAUAUUGGAUGAUGUCUGGAAUGAGGAUAGUGAAAAUUGGUGUAAUUUGAAAAGACUUUUGAUGGGUGGUGCAAAGGGAAGUAAGGUAGUGAUGACUACACGAACCAACAUAGUUGCGGAGAUUACUAGUACUAUCUCAUCGUAUUUUCUAAAAGGCUUGUCAAGGGAUCAAUCCUGGUCAUUAUUGAAGAAAAUGGCAUUUAAAAAAGGCCAGGAGACCGUCAAUUCCAACCUCGAAGCAAUGGGGAUGGAUAUAAUAGAAAAAUGUCAAGGAGUACCUCUUGCUAUAAGGACGAUAGGGAAAGUCUUAUUCUUCAAAAAAACUGAAGAUGAGUGGUUAUACAUCAAGAAUACUAAACUCACAGAUGUAACUCAAUUAAAAGAUGGCAUUAUGUCGGUUUUAAAAUUGAGUUACAAUUAUCUCCCAUCACAUUUAAAAUGUUGUUUUGCAUAUUUUUCAUUGUUUUCCAAAGAUUAUUUGAUCGAUAAGUUGACAUUAAUACAAUUAUGGAUAUCACAAGGUUUUAUCCAAUCAUCAGAGGAGAGCCAUGAAGUAGAGCAUGUUGCCAAUGAGUACUUCAUGGAGCUACUUUGGAGAUCUUUCUUCCAAGAAGCAAAAGAAGAUGGAGGAAUGAAUAGGAGGUUUAAAAUGCAUGAUUUAAUUCACGAUCUUGCUGCACACUAUGUAUCAGAGACUGAUUGUAUACUAGUUGAUUCCAAUGCAAAAAAUGUGAAAGAAAAAGGACACCAUCUAUCGUUUCCAUUUUACAAUAUUUCAUUCUUUGAGGAGAAUUUAAGCACGUUGGUUAAAGCAAACAAAAUACAAACAUUUAUAUUGGCAUAUAAUAAGUGGAAAUAUGAUCAGGGAACAAUUGAAGAAUCAACUCUCAAAAAACUUAUUUCUACUUUUAGAUACUUGCGUGCAUUAGACUUACAUGGUUUAAAUAUGAGGAUGUUACCAAAUACCAUAGGUACUUUGAUGCAUCUAAAGUACCUUGACCUUUCCUCUAAUGAUAUUGGGGUUCUCCCUAGUUCUAUUACAAAAUUAGUGAAUUUGCAAACAUUAAAGCUCUGUCAGUGUAAAAAGCUUAGGGAGUUAACGGUAGAUAUUCAAAAAUUGGUCAGCCUCAAGCACCUUGACAUAGAUGGUUGUGAGAAUUUGACUCAUAUGCCAUGUGGAUUAGAGCAAUUGACUUCUCUUCAAACAUUAACCUUAUUUGUUGUGAGUAAGGAUCCUGUAAGUUCUUCCAAGCAUUGUGGUGGGCUAGCGGAAUUAAACAAGCUAAAUGACUUGAGAGGAAAAUUAGAGAUUAAAAAUUUGGCACGAUUGAAAGAUGCCACUCCAGAAUUCAAGGUUGCAAAUUUGAAGGAGAAGCAACGUCUCAGUGAGUUGAUAUUACAGUGGAAUCUAGAGAGUGAUGAUAGUGUAGAUGCCAGUGAUGAUGAAAAUUCCAUGGAUAGCCUUCAACCACACGAGCAUUUAAAAUCUUUGAAAGUGGACGGGUACAUGGGUGUGCGAGUUUCAAGUUGGCUUUCAUUCUUAACAAAUCUCGUUGAAUUAAGUAUACGCAAUUGUAAGAAGUGCCAAUAUUUGCCACCGUUGUAUCAACUCUCAUCUCUACGAGAACUAGAUAUUUGGGAUAUGGAUGGUCUGGAGUACAUGACUAACGGGGAUAUGAAUGAUGAGAUAUCUACUUCACUGGCAUUACCAUCAACAUUUUUCCCAUCCCUUGAGACACUCGAACUCGGUUGUUGCGAAAUCUAA